Molecule: messenger RNA, 2800 nt
Organism: Bursaphelenchus okinawaensis
Lineage: Eukaryota; Metazoa; Nematoda; Chromadorea; Rhabditida; Aphelenchoididae
Source: the annotation of a GenBank genome assembly
AUGAGCAACAUGCGCGGGGACAACAAGCCGUACAAGUGUCCCCAUUGUGUCAAGGCCUUCGCCAACAACUCCUACCUGGCACAGCACAUGCGGAUCCAUUUGGGCAUCAAACCGUUUGGACCGUGCCAGUUUUGCAACAAAAAAUUCACACAAUUGUCGCAUCUUCAACAACACAUUCGGACACACACGGGCGAGAAGCCUUAUAAAGUGGGUUUUGAUGGUUUUUAUGGUUAUUGAUUUUGACAUUUCGUCCAAUUGUAAAGUGUUUUGGUCAAUUUGUCAUUGUUAUCAAUAUAAAAGUACAAAAUCUUCAAUUUUAAGUUUUUUAAAAUUCAAAAUAAAAUUUUUUUGUGACAUUUUGUUAUUGGUUUUUUAAGUUUUCAAAUUUUCUGUUAUUUUAAAAAUAAAAAAAUAUGAAAAACGGUACAAAAGUUGUUACUAAGCCCAGAUAAAAACAAUUUUUUACAUUAUUUGACAUUUUGCUAUCAAUUUCUAAAAUUAUUCAAAAACCGAUGACGAAAUGUCAACUUUUGGCUUUCUAGAAUUAAAAACACGCUUAUAUAAAAGCCAUGCUAUUUUAAAAUGCUUGUUUUAAAAUUUAAUAUAUUUUGUUAAAAAUGUGACAUUCCGCUCAAUUAUUGAUUUUUUUAGUGUAAAAUCGCUGGCUGUGACAAAUCAUUCAGUCAGCUGUCGAAUCUACAGUCGCAUUCACGUUGUCAUCAGGCUGACAAGCCAUUCAAAUGCAAUUCGUAAGUCUACUUUACUUUUUCUAUUUUCUAUAUACUUUCUGUGUAGUACACUUUCUAUUUACUUUGAUUCAGUAGAUAGUCUUCAUAUAUUAUAGUUUAGUAUUAUUAGGUUGUUCAAGUCAUUCUGUGCCCUUUAGUUUAUGUUUAAAAUCAUAAACAAAAUUGAGAGCACAGAAUUAUUUGAACGACCUAAUAGAAGCUAUGGCACAAGAAAGACAUGCCAUAGUAUACCUAUAUGACAUAGACAAUAAUAAAAAAGGGACCUAUUUUAAAAUUUUUAAAAACUGCCAUUUCAGUUGUUACAAAUGUUUUAACGACGAAGCAGCUUUAUUGGAGCACAUUCCCAAGCACAAAGAGUCGAAACACUUGAAGGUGCACAUUUGCUCGUUUUGUGGCAAAUCCUACACUCAAGCGCUGUACCUGGAGAAACACAUGGCCAAACAUGCGGAUCGGCCUAGAUUUAGGUAAUCUUUUGUUUUUCUUACUAUAAUUUAUCAUUUUUAAAGCAAAUUUAACUUUGAUUGUUUUCUACGGUAGAUUUUUAAAAAUUCGAUAAAAAAUGUAAAACUUUGUUACAUUUUUAAAAAUUUGUGACAUUUCGUUGCAUUUUUACAGAAAAUGUAAAAUUUUUCUAUUUUUACUAAAAGUUAUGCCGUUUUUAACAAAUUUUAAUUUUUUUAAAUUGAUAAAUAAUUUGACACUUCGUUGCAUUUAAACAAAUAUUGUGACAUUUCGUUGCAUUUUUACACAAAAUGUAAAACUUUUCAAAUUUUUAAAAAAAGUAGUGACGUUCUUAAACAAAAAUUUAAAUUUUUGAAAAUUCGGUAAUUAUUGUGACAUUUCGUUACAUUUUUUUAAAAUCGUGGCAGUUCGUUACAUUUUUCGUAUAUAUUAUAUAUUUUUAAAAUCAAAACCUAGAACAUUAAAAAGUAUAGUCUUGGCUUCAAAAAAUAAUAUAAAUAUUGCUUCUUCAGCAAGUACAACAACUACAGCGACUUCUCAGAAAGCAUCGAAGGUCUCAAUCAACUAAACAACUUUAAUCAACUUAAUAAUCUCGGACAAACCUCGCUGAGUAAGUUUAUUACAUUAAGUUGAUUUUUAGGUAGCACUUUUUUAUAAUACAGUACUUCACUGUAAUACAGUACUUCUUUGUAAUACAGUACAUACCCGUUCUAACUGGAGAGAAAUGUUGUACUGUUCAGGCGUUAGAAAAGUUUUGUCGUCAAAUUGCUAUGUGUUGCAUGGGAAAAAACGCCAAAACUUUAUUGAGUUUAGAACUAAGUCAUCACUUACUUUAUAAACUCUAUAGUACUUACUAUACCAACCCUAUAUUACCCACCUUUCAGUCUCUGGCUCAUUUCAAAUCGCGGCGUCGGCGGCGGCCGUAGCCACCUCGUCCGCCACCACCAACACCCAAAACGGUCAAGCAUUAGCGGCCAAUAUCAUCCCGAAUGGCACCAACGGUACCACGUCGACCAACCAAAACAGUGCCACCGCCACCGUGACGGCCACCUCCUACGGCUACUCGAAUAUCGCGAAUCAGGCGAAUCAGAUGAUCGGGAACUCGAUGAACCCGCUCGAGUUCUUUCACCGUUCCAUCCAAAGGGAGAACGUUCAGGCACGGAUGAACGGUCAGGAACGGACAGCGGGGUAAUUUUUUUGAUUUUUUUUGGGGGCGUGGUAAAAUUUUUGAAAAAAAAAUUUAAGGGGUGAUUGAAUAUGUCAGGACUUUUUGGAUUUUAAGGGCGGGGUAAAUUUCAUAAAUUGCAUUUUGGGCAUGUACGGAAAGGGUAAAUUUAAAAAAAGGCAUUUUCAGCAAGUAAGGGCAGGGUAAAUUUUAUAAAUGGCAUUUCGGGUGUGUAAGGGCGAGGUAAAUUAAUAAAAAAAAUAAUUUUUAAGAGCAGCAUUAUCAAAAAUUAAAAAAAUAUCACUUUACUGCUCCAAAACUUUACUUACACCCAACCCAUUGCAGUUUCAACAUGAUCACGCCAUUGGAGAACAUCAAGACCUUCAACCAGAACAACGCCGCCACCUUUAAUAACUGCGCUUAA